This is a messenger RNA of Entamoeba invadens IP1, 482 nucleotides long. RefSeq lists its product as hypothetical. The transcript has 4 exons. Lineage: Eukaryota; Evosea; Mastigamoebida; Endamoebidae. Gene Ontology annotation, molecular function: GDP binding; GTP binding; GTPase activity. The annotation marks the transcript as partial. Gene Ontology annotation, biological process: Ras protein signal transduction. The record is from RefSeq and is a predicted model, not a curated record. Gene Ontology annotation, cellular component: plasma membrane.
AUGUCGCAAUACAAUAUUAACAUUGUAAUGCUUGGCCAGGGAUCUGUUGGGAAGAGUGCGAUUACUCUACAACUUAUAAGUAGUAAAUUUGUGAUGACAUACUCCCCCACUAUAGAAGAGUCGUUCAAGACUACUUUAAUGGUCGAUGACAAAAUGAUAGCGGUGACUGUUACAGACACGUCUGGUCAGGAAGAGUACAAUGCUUUAUCGGAGUAUUAUAUGAGAAAGGGAGAUGGAUUUGUCGUUGUGUAUUCUAUAGUCAUCGAAUCCACCUUUGACAAAGUCGACGACAUCCACAAACAACUCCAAGCAGUCUUCGAAAACGACCCAGACCACGUCCCAAUCAUAUUAGUUGGUAACAAGUGUGAUCUUGGAAACGAACGUACAGUACCCACAGCAAAAGGAAAAGCUCUUGCUGACUCGUGGAACGCACUGUUCAUAGAAAGCUCCGCUAAAGACAACAUCAACAUCAAAGAGCUCUA